AUGGAAGUUCUAAAAUAAAAGAAAUCAAAAAAUAAACGAUCAUCUGGAGGUUCUGAAGAUAAAUUGAUACCACCUGAUAAACAGGACUAACAAUAAGAGACUGCAAAUUUCUCGCCAAAAUAAGGAAAUUAGGGAUCGAAUUUAAAUGUAGAAUCUAAUAAGGUAGUAAGCAAUUAUAAUAUUAAUAAUGCUACUGGUUCAGAAUUUUCAGAUGUGAGCUCAUGCUGUUCUAAUGAAUCAAAGGAUUAGUAAUUGGAAUCUAGUCAAUCUAAUUCACCCAAAAAACAUAACAUGUUCAAAGAGAAGAAUUUAUAUUAGAAGCAUUAGGAGAUACUAAUGAGCUUAUUGAAGAACUUAGGAAUUAAUGAGAAGUUGCUGAUUAAUUAUAAAGAAAUCAAACAAGGACCAUAGAUUGGAAAGGGGAGUUAUGGAAUUGUUUUUAAAGGAAAUUGGCUUGGCUAAGGAGUGGCAAUUAAAUCUUAUUGCCAAAGGAAAGAUUAAUAAAUGCAUAAACAAUUAAUGGCUGAUUUUCUUAAAGAAGUUUAAGUCAUCUCUAAUUUGAGACAUCCUAAUAUAGUUCUAUAUAUGGGUGUUUGUAUCAAGCAAGAUAAUUUUUACUUAAUUACUGAAUAUAUGGAAAAUGGGAGUUUGAAAACUAAGAAUCUUAACUUUAUUUAAAUAAUUGAAGACAUUACUUUAGGAAUGAAUAAUCUUCAUGGCAGAAAAAUAAUGCAUUGUGAUUUGAAAUCAUCCAAUGUGUUGAUCGAUUCAAAUUGGAAUGUAAAAUUAUGUGAUUUUGGACUUUCAAAAAUUAAGAGCAAGAAAACUAAAAUUAUGAUUGGAACACCCCAUUGGAUGGCCCCUGAAAUCAUGAGAGGAGAACCUUAUACUGAGAAAUCUGAUGUGUAUUCAUUUGGUUUGAUUCUAUGGGAAAUUAUUACUGGUAAAAUGCCUUAUGAAAAUCUUUCUGUUACAUAAAUUCUGGGAACUGUUGGAAGGGGCCAUACUUAGGUUGAGAUUCCUCAAUCCAGUAAUCCACCUAUUUUGGCAAUUAUAGCAAAGGAUUGUCUUAAAAGAGAUCCAUCAUAAAGACCAAUCUUUGCUAAAAAUCCAGAAAGGAUAUAAGAGAGUCAAAAGCAGAAAUGUAAAACAAGGAGAAAGCUAAGAAAUACUUAAUUGAUUUUUUAUCUAAUUGACAUUAAUAUAAAUAUAUUUAUAUAACUGAUGGAUUCUAAAAAAUAAGCAAAGGGAUCAGAGUAAGUUUAAAAGAGUCGAGGCAAUAUUGACAUGUUGAUUCGUACAAAAAAAGAGGAAUUAUAUACAAUCAAAUAGAAAAAUGAUCAAAAAUAAAAGGAAACAAGAGCACAAGAAGAAUUCAAAAGGGCUGAAAGGGCAAAUAAAAUAGAAGAUGAAAGCAAAAAAGCCAAUUCUAAAAAUGCUGAAUUGGAACAAGAAUGGUGUAAUCUAUAAGAGAAAGAUGAAUGCGAAGAACUUAAUAAAUUGAUAAAUCAAUAGAAAGAUAAAUUUGCAUAGAUUAUGCAUGCAAAAGAUGAAUUAAUUAAACAAUUUCUAGAUGAGUUGAAUAAGAAAGAUGAUGAUUUUGGUAAAAUGAUUAAAGAGUAAGCCAUUGAUAUUCAAACAUUAAUUUAGAAAAUGAGAUCUCAAUUUUUUUAAUUAAGAGAAUGCAUACAUGAAGAUCUUGAAUCUAUUGAAAAUGAAUACAUAGAAGAAAGAGCCAAUUUAUUGAAUAAUUAUUAAACUGAAAUUAGAAAUUUAUUUGACAAAAGAACUGAAAAGGAAAAAUCAUUUGUUGAUGAGAGAGAAAGAAAAGAGGAAGAAUAUACUAAAGACAUUGAAAAGUUAAGAAUCUAAGGAUUGAAAUCCUAUGCUGAACUCAAAAUCUCAAUGGAAACAGAAAUCUAAAAUUUGGAAAAGUGUUAUGAGGAUAUGAAAGCACUUUAUCAAUUGAAUACUGAAAAGUUAGACUAUAAUCUUAAAGUUUUAAAGGAAAAAUAAAUAUCGCAUACACAUACUCAUGAUGAUCUCAAAAGAAAAGACUAAAAUUUAAAUAAUAGAUUGAGAAGUCUAAUAAAAGACUAUAAUGAAUUUGAUACUAAAUUUAAAUAAACAAAUAAAGAAUUAACUUAGGAAUACAAGCGUAUUACAAGAUAGUUUAAAGAGUUAUAGAGAAAGUUUAAACAUUUUGAUAAGGCUGAUUAAAAAGCUUAUGCUGAUAUUCAUUCCAUGAACGAAUUAGAAGUAAGAAAAUUAAAAGCAAAAAUUCUUAAAUGUGACAAAACUAUUCAUAUUUAAUAAUUAGGUGUGGAUUGGGAAGAGCCAUAAGAUUAAAAAGAGACUGAAGAAAAGUCACAAAUUAUGGCUGAAGAAGAAGUUCAACUGCCUUUAAGCGAAGAAAAAUUAUAAGAAAUAGUUGAAAUAUUAAUUGAGGAAGUCGAUUUCUUGAUUGAUGAUAAAAUGAGGGAAACUUUAGAAAAAGCAGAAUAAUAAGAGAUUUCAAAUGUUAAAUUGGGAGUCAUAAAGAAAUGUCUCAAUAUUGAUUCAAUUGAUGAAAUGCUUAUUUUCAUUGACGAAUUAAUUAAAAAUUGUGAAUUAAAGGUUUAAGAAGAACAACCUCAACAGGAAGCUGUCACUGAGGCUAUUAAAAAAGUAUAAAUUGAAUAACCUUAAACUGUUCCAGAUGAGGCUCCUAAAAUUAAUUAUGAUACUUUCAUUAUAAACCAAAACAGCAUAAUUAACUUUUUGAUGCAUUGGAUGAAAACUAAUGAAUAGAGAAAGAAACAAAUUGAGAAAAUGUCUUCAAGAAGAGCAGCCAAAUAAGAAACAGAAAGAUAAAAAAAGGAAAGAAUUGCUAAGGAAGGCAAAAAGUAUUGGGAAAAAUUAACUCAAGUUCUACCUGAAAAAACAUUUAGAGUUUGGAGGAUUCUAGAUAAAUAAUUGAGCAAAUAUUAUGAAUUACUUCUGAAAAGAUCUAAAUUAGUAGAAGAAACAGGAUAAAUUCAUAAUCAUAAUGAAGAAUUAAAAAAUCUACUCAAUUAAUAUUUAUAAAUUAAUCAUGAAUUAAAAAUACCUCCUACAAGAUUUUUAAAGUUGGAAUAAUAAUAAGAUAAUGUCAAAUUGCAAAAUAGCAAAUGA
Messenger RNA from Paramecium tetraurelia, 3153 nucleotides. RefSeq lists its product as uncharacterized. NCBI's taxonomy places the organism in Eukaryota, Ciliophora, Oligohymenophorea, Peniculida, Parameciidae. Gene Ontology annotation, cellular component: axonemal dynein complex; axoneme. Gene Ontology annotation, biological process: cilium-dependent cell motility; axonemal dynein complex assembly; regulation of cilium movement. The record is from RefSeq and is a predicted model, not a curated record. The transcript is spliced from 6 exons. Gene Ontology annotation, molecular function: ATP binding; protein kinase activity.